This is a messenger RNA of Durio zibethinus, 988 nucleotides long. RefSeq names its product V-type proton ATPase 16 kDa proteolipid subunit-like. Gene Ontology annotation, biological process: proton transmembrane transport. Gene Ontology annotation, cellular component: proton-transporting V-type ATPase, V0 domain. The record is from RefSeq and is a predicted model, not a curated record. NCBI's taxonomy places the organism in Eukaryota, Viridiplantae, Streptophyta, Magnoliopsida, Malvales, Malvaceae. Gene Ontology annotation, molecular function: proton-transporting ATPase activity, rotational mechanism.
AGUCCCAAAAACCAGGACACGUUUGCACGACGAUCACGUUCACGUAGGUCCACGAAGAAACUUAUAGUUCCUCUUCGCUCUGUGUCUCUGAUCACUAAAGAAAUCGGAAAUCCACCGAUCAAAGUUCCCGAAAUCUCUUCAAAUCGUCGGUGAAAUUUUAAAUAACUAAAAUGUCGUCCACGUUCAGCGGCGAUGAAUCUGCUCCUUUCUUUGGCUUCCUCGGCGCCGCUGCUGCCCUGGUUUUCUCCUGUAUGGGAGCUGCUUAUGGAACGGCGAAGAGUGGAGUCGGAGUGGCAUCGAUGGGAGUGAUGAGGCCAGAGCUGGUGAUGAAAUCAAUCGUCCCCGUUGUUAUGGCUGGAGUUUUAGGUAUUUAUGGGUUGAUUAUUGCGGUUAUUAUAAGCACUGGGAUUAACCCAAAGGCCAAAUCUUACUACCUUUUCGAUGGCUAUGCUCAUCUUUCCUCUGGUCUUGCUUGUGGCCUCGCUGGUCUCUCUGCCGGCAUGGCUAUUGGAAUCGUCGGCGAUGCUGGCGUCAGGGCCAAUGCCCAACAGCCAAAGCUUUUCGUUGGAAUGAUUCUCAUUCUUAUUUUUGCUGAGGCUUUGGCUCUGUAUGGACUCAUUGUCGGCAUCAUUCUCUCUUCCCGGGCUGGUCAAUCACGAGCAGAAUAGAGUGCAAGGUUCUGAGACUUGGGUUGUUGCUAGUUGGCGAAACUUGGCUGUCUCCUAUUCGAGCCUCUAGCUUGCUGCAGUUAAAAGCAUUUUUAAGUUGUUAAUUUGAACUCAUUCAUGAAUUUUCUUUAAGUGCUUCCAUGGUGUUUGUAUGAUUAGAAGAUAGAUUUAAUUUAAAACAAAUCUUGUUUUACAUUUUUGUUACCUAUUGCUGUAAUCUACAUGUAUGUUCAAUGUAAUGUUAAGACCAUUCAUUUCUGUCUCUGAUCAUGUUGCUAUGACUAAUGGCAUUGCUAUAAUGAAGUUCUACUUUCAGCUUC